Molecule: messenger RNA, 1890 nt
Organism: Fusarium graminearum PH-1
Lineage: Eukaryota; Fungi; Ascomycota; Sordariomycetes; Hypocreales; Nectriaceae
Exons: 4
Coding region: 1-1890 (629 amino acids)
Source: RefSeq, a predicted model, not a curated record
AUGGCAUUGUUAACACAGCCCGACACAGAGCAACCUACUCCUGCAUCUGCCAGAGCAGGACGAAUCCGCUCGAUAUUACGGAAACCAGCAUCAAACCUCGCCCUGCGCAUCUCGGACCUGGAUCGAUAUCGCCUCAACAUGUGGGAAGUCAGCUGGGCGGCUCCCAAAGAGUCGAGGAAGGAACAUCGCGAAAACAAAGAGUCUGCUCCCAAAAGCGCGUCGCAGACAGGACGAUCCUUGUUUAGUCGGGGAUCGUCUUCAUCGUCCAACGAUAUACCGAUAUUCAGUAAUCUCUACAAGAGGAGGAAUAAUGUUGAGACGACAUCACCGACUGCGUCAACUUCCACUUUGUCGACAAAAACCUAUGCGACGGCAAUGGGCAAUUACGAGCUUGACUCGGAUAGGCUGUCUGUAUUUUCGACGGGCAGCGAGCAAACGACGGUGCAUGUUUCACAUUUCGUCGAUCUCAAGGAUAGAAAACAUGGUCAAUUGAUAGACACCAGUCGACCUUCUCCAGCAGAGUCUUAUGACCGCAAUAGUUCACACAACGACCCCCCUUCGCCGACACUGACAACGUCGUCUGCGCCAUGGGAUACAGAUACACUAGAGAACGUUUUGUUACGUCCGUGGCCUCUUAUCCAAACUCUCAGCGAAGACUCUUUCGUCGCCCGAAGCACAGAAGCGUGUUCAAUACCACGUACAUCGUGUGACAUUCCGUUUCUCAUCAACUGUGGCGUGACUAUCAUGGCGACUUCGAGCGUCAAGUCCAAGUCACGCGGCCGCUCAUCGAGCAACAAAACACCACGGCGCAUGGCUUCCUAUAACAACUCACUAAGAGCCGAAGCCCUAGACAGCUGGAAACCUCCAAAUGAAUGGGGCUGCACGCCUACAGAACCGUCAUUUCAAUUUCCAGACAAUGUAGACUUGCCGGAGCCCGACAUACCAAAGGAACUAAACGCGAUGCAACUCGAUGUUAAGCGUUUGGCGAGAGAGGACAACAUGGCCAGGUUGUUGCGAUUGACCGAAUCGCAUGACAUGAAAGGAUCUCCGAGCUCCAGUCAAGACAUGGAAAUUGAGAAGAUGCAGUGGAUGCUGUCCGCACUAUACAAUAUGGACGGCCCCAAUUACCCCGAGAUCAGCAACGAGAACACAGAGUGUGAACCUUCUGAUCCACCGAAAAAGGUUCUUGCCUUAUAUGAAACGCCAGCGGUUACCUCGUAUCUAGCCGCCGUCAACCACAGUAAACAGGUGUAUCAUCUUUCAGCGGCACCUCUAUCUCCGAUAACAUAUCCGAAUAUUCAUCCAGUCCUUUCACCAGUACGAUCACCAUCAGCCUUCCCUGUCGCGCCAUCCACCAUUGAGGCUGUCCACUCAUUACGGCUUCCUUUGGUUAUGCCUUCACAGGAUAUUCCUGCUCUAUUGCGAAACAUUCACAGGUGCCUGGAGCCAGGAGGCUCACUGUAUCUCACCAUCAUCGAUCCACUCCCUCUGACGAGCACUCUCGGUCCAUUACUCCGGUCGUGGAUCGAAGACCAUUUACUCUUCAACCUCGAGGCGAGUUUCCGAUGCACCAACCCCAGCAAAUUGUUGCCUGUGUGGCUGAAGAGUGCAUCGCUACUCGUUGAUCCCAAUUUGGUUGAGACAAGUCAAUUCUACGCUAUUCCGCUCGACGACAGCCAGUUACAGUAUGUACGAGAUGGGCACGAGUCUGAAGAGGGACUAAGACAGGAGCUUCGCAACAUUGUGGGACGGAUGCUCUGGAUGGAGAUUUGGAGAGAAUACAUCAUCGCUGAUAGCUGGUGGUGGGAUGACCCGAAUAUUCUUCACGAGUGCUCACAGUUGCAGACGACAUGGGAAUGGCGGUUGAUUGAGGCUCUAAAGGAUAGUUGA